AUGUCUUCUCUAUUCUCUUUCUCUCUUUUUCUUUUUAUCACUUUCACAUUCACCUCCGCCGCUCACCACCACCACCACCACUCACCCACUCCCACCACCGCGCCUUCUCUCUCUCCCUCCGCCGUCCCAGACAUCCAACAAGCCUGCAAAGCCACUCGCUUCCCUCCACAAUGCGAAUCCUCUCUCUCUAAACUCCCUCCAAAUUCCACAACUCUCCAACUCCUCCUAUUUUCCAUCGCACAAUCCUCCGAGAAUCUCGUAACAGCCAAAUCCAUGGUUAAAUCCAUUCUAGACUCUUCCAAAGACAGCCGCAACCGCACCGUCGCGGCAACCACCUGCAUCGAAACUCUCACCAACUCUCAACACCGCAUUUCCCUCUCCAACGACGCGCUUCCGCGUGGAAAAGUCAAAGACGCUAGGGCGUGGCUCGGCGCGGCGCUCGCUUAUCAAUACGACUGCUGGAGCGGACUCAAAUACGCUAACGACACCCGCGCCGUCGGUGAAGCGAUGUCGUUUAUUGAUUCCUUAACAAUGCUCUCCAGUAACGCUCUUGCCAUGGCGUUUUCCUACGACGUUUACGGUAACGACACUUCGUCGUGGAAGCCUCCAACCACCGAACGCGACGGGUUCUGGCAAGCGGCACAAUCAGACGGAGGAUCCGGCUCUAACAUAGGGAUUCCACCGGGAUUGAAGCCGGAUGUUACGGUGUGUAAGGGAGGGGAGAAUGGAUGUUACAAGACGGUGCAAGAAGCGGUUAACGCAGCGCCGAGUAACUCCGUUGACGGGAAGAGGUUUGUGAUAUUUAUAAAAGAAGGGGUUUAUGAAGAAACCGUUAGGGUUCCGUUAGAGAAGACGAAUUUGGUGUUCUUGGGCGACGGCAUUGGGAAGACUGUCAUCACCGGGUCUGCUAACGCUGACCAGCCCGGAAUGACUACUUACAAUUCAGCCACAGUCGCGGUUCUUGGCGAUGGAUUCAUGGCAAAGGAUUUGACAUUUCAAAACACAGCAGGUCCUGAUGCACAUCAAGCAGUGGCAUUAAGAUUAGACAGUGAUCUUUCUGUGAUUGAGAAUUGCGAGUUCAUAGGAAAUCAAGACACUCUUUAUGCUCAUUCCCUGCGCCAAUUCUACAAAUCAUGCCGCAUUAUAGGGAACGUGGAUUUCAUCUUUGGAAAUUCAGCUGCAAUUUUUCAAGACUGUCAAAUUCUGGUUCGUCCUAGACAAGUCAAGCCAGAGAAAGGCGAGAACAAUGCAAUCACAGCUCAUGGUAGAACCGACCCUUCACAAACUACAGGGUUUGUUUUUCAGAACUGUUUGAUUAAUGGAACUGAGGAUUACAUGGCAUUGUAUCAUAGUAAUCCUAAAGUGCAUAAGAACUAUUUGGGUAGGCCAUGGAAGGAGUAUUCCAGAACAGUUUUUAUCAACUCAGUUUUGGAAGAACUUGUUACUCCUGGGGGUUGGAUGCCAUGGAAUGGUGAGUUUGCACUUAAGACUCUUUAUUACGGAGAGUUUGAGAAUAAGGGAAGUGGUUCUGAUUUGUCUCAAAGGGUGUCUUGGAGUAGUAAAGUCCCUGCUGAACAUGUGUCGAGUUAUUCGGUUGAGAAUUUCAUUCAAGGAAGUGAAUGGGUUUCAUCAUCUCAGUUAUCAGCGCAGGGUCGUAGUAGUCCUCACAUGACUAAUAGGGUGGCAUAA
Lathyrus sativus (Indian pea) is the source of this 1689-nucleotide messenger RNA. The record is from the annotation of a GenBank genome assembly. Lineage: Eukaryota; Viridiplantae; Streptophyta; Magnoliopsida; Fabales; Fabaceae.